This is a messenger RNA of Anthonomus grandis grandis, 1582 nucleotides long. RefSeq lists its product as uncharacterized. The transcript has 3 exons. The record is from RefSeq and is a predicted model, not a curated record. Bases 654 to 1334 code for a protein of 226 amino acids. Lineage: Eukaryota; Metazoa; Arthropoda; Insecta; Coleoptera; Curculionidae.
AGUUAUGCAAUGUUUUUAGUGAAUUAAAAUACCGGUCUUGUGGUACGUCAUUUUAAAGAUAUUAUCGAGUACUUUGUUAUUCCAAAAGAUAAAUCUAGUUAAAAGUAUAGGUGAACCACCACUGUACCGAACCGUUUAUAGUGUGAGAACAACCAACACCGAAAUUUCCUUACCGAAGAGGCUAAAAAAUCCCCGUCUGAUUUAUAGCAUGCAAACCUCAUUCCUAUUAAUAAUUUAUUUGAUUUUUACUUGUGGCAACACCGCUUUAGGCUUGAGUUCUCAAUGAUCCCAUAUAGGCAUCAGGUGCACAACUCAUGUCUGACCGUGCUAUCGUUGUUGCCACACGGCGCAAAAACUAAAAACAGUCAAGGAAAGUGCAACGAGCUAUUACUCAAUUUAACUAAUUAUUAAUUUAAAUAUUGUUUUUUAUUAUUUGAAUUAAUUUAUUAAAAAGUGCCUGCUUUUGGUAAAAAUUAUUAUUGUCUUGGAAAAUCUAAAAAAAAAUUGCUUCAACCAUUAUACCGUAUAGAAGACAAUUAUUAUCGUCUACAGGUGUCGUGCAAGGAUUAACAGAUCACCGAACCGAAUAAUUCGUCUUUUUCUUUGCGAGUCUCAUUAUACAUCUGGCUUCACUUUACGAUAAACUUCCAAACAUGUUAAAAAUUAAAUUUUAUUCACUUUUUUUAAUUAUUAUUAGUAGUUUUAUAGCAAUCAGUGCAAAUAAACCAAACAUCCAAGAAAAUGAUUAUAUGGCAGUAAAAGGUCAUAUCAGUGGGGUCACAAAUUUAGUCACCGAAGCCCUUCAGAAUAUGGCAACUGGCCAUAACAAUGGACACAAACCCAAAAUCAGCCCUUUGAUUACUGGCUUCCUAAAACUAUUGGGGUUUGACCCUAAUAACAUUGUCACUAUUGCUUUAAAUGGGGUCAUAUUUUUAGCGCAAAUGAUGGGAUCUUUAAUAUUACGUAAACCAAGCGAAAAGCUACGCAUGUCUCAUGACACGGAAGAGUCCCCGGAUAUUAGCAUGGAAAACCCUUUUGACUGGAUUUGGCAAAAUCAGGAAAUUGCCAAUAGGGUUAGCCUACUUACUAGUAAGGACUUAUCGGAAAACGUCUUGAAUUAUAUUAAAGAAAACUCCCAGAAUGAGGAAACUGCUUGUGUGCAAUUGUUAAUUUGUAAAAUUUCGCCCUUUAUCUGGAAAAUGCAAGAUGCACUGACCAAGGAAAAUUCUUUGGGUGAGGGUUAUACUUCUGUGCUGUUUCAUUUUAUUCCUACGAGGGAAGAACUGAAAAAGCAAAGUGAAAUUUGCGAAAAAAGAUUUCCAUUCUGUAACUAAAAGAAGUAGAAAAUAAGAAUUUUCCCAAUAUAUGGCAACACCACGUUGCGCUUAAGUUAUAUUUUUUAAUACAGUAGCGGCGUUGGUUAAGCUACGGGUGAAGUCGACACGAUUCGUAGAUGGCCGUUUUAGCGAUGUUGCCAUAUGAUGUGAGAAAUAAUAAUGAGCACCCUUAAAUUUCUAAUAAUAUUUACGACUUAUUUAGUUUAAUUUUUUUUUAAAAAUAUAUAUAUUUUUUUAAAAUUAGA